Molecule: messenger RNA, 1236 nt
Organism: Lemur catta (Ring-tailed lemur)
Lineage: Eukaryota; Metazoa; Chordata; Mammalia; Primates; Lemuridae
Product: HLA class II histocompatibility antigen, DQ alpha 2 chain
Exons: 5
Coding region: 128-895 (255 amino acids)
Biological process (GO): antigen processing and presentation of exogenous peptide antigen via MHC class II; immunoglobulin production involved in immunoglobulin-mediated immune response; positive regulation of T cell activation
Cellular component (GO): membrane; MHC class II protein complex
Molecular function (GO): MHC class II protein complex binding
Source: RefSeq, a predicted model, not a curated record
UUUUUCUGAUUGGCCAAAACCUGAUCUGGCAGGGUUCGGCUUGGGCGUCUUUAGGUUUCCUCGACUGGCUCUUCACAACUGCUCUACAACUCAGAGCAGCAGCUGCUGGGACCAGCUUGGGAAGAGGAUGGUCCUGCACACAUCUCUGAUGCUGGGGGCCCUGGCCCUGGCCACCACGGUGGGCCCCUGUGGAGGGGAAGACAUUGUGGCUGACCACGUUGCCUCCUAUGGCAUAAACGUCUACCAGUCUUACGGCCCCUCUGGCCAGUACACCCAUGAAUUUGAUGGAGAUGAGGAGUUCUACGUGGACCUGGAGAGGAAGGAGACUGUCUGGCGGCUGCCUGAGUUUAGCAAAUUUACAAGUUUUGACCCACAAGGUGCACUGAGAAACAUAGCUACAGUAAAAUACAACUUGGACAUCGUGAUUAAACGCUCCAACUCUACCGCUGCUACCAAUGAGGUUCCCGAGGUGACUGUGUUCUCCAAGUCUCCUGUGAUGCUGGGCCAGCCCAACACCCUCAUCUGUCUUGUGGACAACAUCUUCCCUCCUGUGAUCAACAUCAGCUGGUUGAGCAAUGGGCACUCAGUCACAGAAGGUGUUUCUGAGACCAGCUUCCUUUCCAAGAGUGAUCAUUCAUUCCUCAAGAUCAGUUACCUCACCUUCCUCCCUUCUGCUGAUGAGAUUUACGACUGCAAGGUGGAGCACUGGGGCCUGGACAAGCCACUUCUGAAACACUGGGAACCUCAGAUUCCAGCCCCUAUGUCAGAGCUGACAGAAACUGUGGUCUGUGCCCUGGGGUUGUCUGUCGGCCUCGUGGGCAUCGUGCUGGGCACCGUCUUCAUCAUCCAAGGCCUGCGCUCAGGUGGUGCCUCCAGACACCAAGGGCCCUUGUGAGCCACACCCUACAAGGGAAGGUGCAUUGCCCAUCGACGGGAGCAGAGGAGUGGACUUGCUAGAUGACCCAGUACUAUUUUCUGGCCCAAUUGAUCAUAUUCUUUUUCUCCUCCAAAUGUCUCUCCUCUCACUUCUUCUCUGGGAUUUAAGGUGCUGUAUCCCAUUAGAGCUCAUAACUGCCUUUGAAUUCUCCUCCACACUCCUGAAUUUUUUUUUUCUUUUCUCAAAUCUUCCUUACUAUGGGAUGCCUGGGGUAACCCACCCAGCUUCCUAAUACCUCAGUGACUUUGACCCAAAAAAAUCUCUAUAAAAACAAUAAAUCCCAUUUUAUGAGGUCUCUA